UCUUCGAGGGACUCCUUUGAAAACCUACCUAAAGCCAGCCAGCCGACUCUAGGGUUUAAGAAACCCGCAUAUAUCUGAAACACCUUAAACCCUAAACUAUUAAUACUCACUCUCACCACCAUGGUCCUAAUCUCCUUGAUUGCAGAUGGGUUAUGCUCCUCCUCCUACUAACAACACGAAACUCAAACCACAACAACAACCGCUUGAUCAAUCUUUCGUAGAAGUCGAAGACUCUUUUCUUGACACUCUUUUAAAUUUUGAGGGUUGGGUUGAAGAUCAUCCGAACAUAUCACUGGCUGAAGUUAUGAACCCAGAACAAAACCCUAGGUUGGAACAAAUGAACACUUCAGAAGGGUCUAAAAAUUUAGGGGAUUUGAUUGAGGAACAGAUUGGUAAGGUUUGUUUAACAUCUGGUGCUGAAUUAAAGGAAGAAGUGAAUGAUAACAAUGUAAGUAACGGUGAUGUUGAUAAUGGUGAAGUGAAAACUGUUGAGGGUGACGUGGAGGAUUCUGAGGAGGAGGAUGAAUCGAGUAGUAGUGGUAAUAGUUUGAGUAGUGAUGAUGAUGAUGAGGAGGAGGAGGAGGAGGAAGAGGGUGUAAAAGGUGAGGGUGAAAUGGAAGAAGGGGAGAUAAAAGAUGAAGUAAUUGCUUGGAGUGAUGCUGAUGAUGAAGAUGGUGAUGGAGUGAAAGGCCCGAUUCGGUCCAAGAAUGAGGUUCAGGAUCUCCCUCCAGUCACUCCGGUGACUGUAACCAUACAACCCCAUCAUCAGACACUUCCAGUUGGAGCUGUAUUAUCGAUUAUGGGCUCUCAAGUGGUUGUGGAAGGAGUGGAGGUUCAUAACCCUUUAAGUGAGGGCUCGAUUCUAUGGAUCACAGAAAGCAGAUCACCGCUAGGGUUAGUGGAUGAAAUAUUUGGACCCGUAAAGAAUCCUUACUAUAUCGUCCGGUACAACUCUGAAACCGAGAUCCCUACUGGGCUCGAACAAGGCAGCUUGAUCUCUUUUGUUCCUGAAUUUGCAGAUUAUGUUCUAAACAACAACAAUCUUUAUAAAAAAGGUUACGAUGCGUCUGGUGAAAAUGAUGAAGAGUUAUCUGAAGAAUUAGAGUUCUCGGAUGAUGAGAAGGAGGCGGAGUACAAGAGAAUGAUCAAAAUGGCAAAGAGGGGAUCAACUGGAGAGAAAAAUGGGCGUACGAAAACGGAUAAGAAGUCCAAAAACCGCGGUGGUAACUGGAAAAAUGAUCAACAGCCUUCGGCUAGUGGGCCUAAUCAUGGGCCUACAAGUGGGCCUAACAAUGGGCCUACUUGCGGACCUACCAGUGGACCGUACGCGUUUUCACAGGCACCUAACAUCCCUUCUGGAGUUUGGCCAUUCGGGUUCUCGCCAAUUCAGCUACAAAAUAUCGGGUUUCCUCCCAAUGGACCGCCAUUUAUGCAACAGAACUUUAUUCAGCAACCCUUUCAGAAUCCACAAUUCAAUACUCCACCGGGCCAGAUGUUUUCUGGUAACUUUGUUCCAGGUGUUCCUCCCAAUUUUGGUGCAUUUGUGUCUUGGCCUUCAGGUAUGCCUCAGAAUAACUUCAACCAAUCACAAAUGGGCCCGCCAAUGGUGUUCGCGGGCUUACCACAAGGAGUUGCAAUGCCUAAUCAACUUCAAAUGGAAAACAAUAACGGUGUUGUGAGACCUUUUGUUGCUGCUGCAAAUGGUGAAAGUUCUCAAAAUCCUAAUCAAGGCAACGGGUUUUCAAAUCGUGGAGGGAGAAAGCCGUUUCAAAGGAGGGGUGGUUGUUUCAGAGGUGGCAGAAGUGGACCGCGAUCCGGGUGAGUCGUGAACGUUUUGUUAUUUUUUGGAUUAGUUUUCUGUGUUUUAUUUGUGAUACAAAGAAGUAACUGCUGCUUUAGCUGCAAGUUAUUUUGAUGUAAAAUUUAUAUUAUGUUAUAUAUGUGGUUUUAGUGUUUUCAAA
This is a messenger RNA of Helianthus annuus (common sunflower), 1961 nucleotides long. RefSeq names its product H/ACA ribonucleoprotein complex non-core subunit NAF1. The transcript is spliced from 3 exons. NCBI's taxonomy places the organism in Eukaryota, Viridiplantae, Streptophyta, Magnoliopsida, Asterales, Asteraceae. The coding region runs from base 146 to 1822 and encodes 558 amino acids. Gene Ontology annotation, biological process: box H/ACA snoRNP assembly; ribosome biogenesis; pseudouridine synthesis. Gene Ontology annotation, cellular component: sno(s)RNA-containing ribonucleoprotein complex. The record is from RefSeq and is a predicted model, not a curated record. Gene Ontology annotation, molecular function: RNA binding.